This is a messenger RNA of Peronospora matthiolae, 1023 nucleotides long. The record is from the annotation of a GenBank genome assembly. Lineage: Eukaryota; Oomycota; Peronosporomycetes; Peronosporales; Peronosporaceae.
AUGAUUAAGCCGCAGUCUCUCGAGCAUGGCCGCAAGCAGCGUUACCUGUUUGGAUUGCUCCUCAAUCGUGUUCGAAAGGAGCGCGAGCUUGAUCGAGAACGUCUUCGCAAGAUUGCCCAGCAAGAGGUGGCGGAGCGCAUUCUCCAGAAGGAGAUUGAAGAGUGCGUGCUUCAGAAGGAGGUGGGAGAACGUGAUCACAGCGAUCUUCAGCCGGAGCCAGUGGAAGAUGAUUGGAGUGAUGAAAGCGAUAAGGAGGAUGAGGAGGGUAUAGAGGAAAUAUCGGCGGGUCCUGUGUCACCGCGUACGCUUCGCGCCCCUACGGAAGCGGCUUCGAAGGUUGCCGAGGCAGAAUCUGCAGCUCGUGACGCCAAAUUGGCCGCUGAGGCUGCCCUGGAGUUAGAUUGUGUGCUGGUUGCGCAGAACGAUCGCGAACGCUCGACUUUGUCGUCCAUCGUGGCUGAAUAUGCUGACGUUGAAUUGCUGCGUGAGAACGAGCGGCUGAAGCAGCAGCGGGUAUUGCAGCUCCAGACAAAGCUAGUGCGGUCUCAAGAGGUGUCACUUAUUUCUGCCAAGGUGGUCGACAGCCGAUUUUCUUACCGUGAAGGUCGCCAGUUUGUCGAGUACAAGCUGCAAAUCGAGACCAACACGCGUGGCACAUUGUAUGUGUGGCACUGGUACAGCACGUUCCGUAACCUGGCUGCUACUCUCCGGACUGAGAAUGGAUACAAACGCAAGGAGAUACCGGAGCUGCCAAACAAGCAGCUGUUUGGCAACUUUUCCGAAAAGAUUAUUUCGGACCGUGUGGCGAAGCGGAACCAGUUCCUUGAGGCUGCCACGAACGCCGAGUACCUCCAGUGGGGUAUCCUUGUGGACCAGGACACGUGCGUGUACAAUCAUCGUGUGAAGAGCGCCUCAAGGGAAAGCAUGUCAACUGCUAGUAUGCAGUCGUCGUCACCGCGUUCAUCAUCCCGGUUGUCGAUGAAGUCAUUCAGCUUCCGUCGGGGCAGUACAGCUGGCAAUUGA